This is a messenger RNA of Cordyceps militaris CM01, 915 nucleotides long. Its product is annotated as 14-3-3 protein. The transcript is spliced from 4 exons. The record is from RefSeq and is a predicted model, not a curated record. Lineage: Eukaryota; Fungi; Ascomycota; Sordariomycetes; Hypocreales; Cordycipitaceae. Gene Ontology annotation, biological process: signal transduction. Bases 1 to 915 code for a protein of 304 amino acids. Gene Ontology annotation, cellular component: cytoplasm.
AUGGCUACUGAGGUUUGCCCUCCUCCGGCCCCGCCGCCACCAUGGUCGCCUCAAGAGCGCACACAACUAACGCCCUCCAACAGCAAGACCUUCCUCGCCCGCCUCUGCGAGCAGGCCGAGCGCUACGAUGAGAUGGUCACCUACAUGAAGGAGGUGGCCAAGAUUGGCGGCGAGCUCACCGUCGACGAGCGCAACCUGCUCUCCGUCGCCUACAAGAACGUUGUCGGCACCCGCCGUGCCUCGUGGCGCAUCAUCUCCUCCAUUGAGCAGAAGGAGGAGUCUAAGGGCACCGACAAGCACGUCCCUACCAUCAAGGACUACCGCCAGAAGAUCGAGACCGAGCUCGAGAAGGUCUGCCAGGAUGUCCUUGACGUUCUUGACGAGAGCCUUAUUCCGAAUUCCGCCACUGGCGAGUCCAAGGUCUUCUACCACAAGAUGAAGGGUGACUACCACCGCUACCUUGCCGAGUUUGCCUCUGGCGAGAAGCGCAAGGUUGCUGCCACCGCUGCCCACGAUGCUUACAAGCCGCAGAACGCUACCGACGUGGCCCAGACUGAGCUCACACCCACUCACCCCAUCCGCCUGGGUCUUGCCCUUAACUUCUCCGUCUUCUACUAUGAGAUUCUCAACUCGCCCGACCGUGCUUGCCACCUCGCCAAGCAGGCCUUUGACGAUGCCAUUGCCGAGCUCGACUCAUUGUCCGAGGAGUCGUACCGCGACAGCACUCUUAUUAUGCAACUUCUCCGUGAUAACCUGACCCUGUGGACCUCUUCUGACACGGCCGACGCCGAGGCCAGCGCCGAUGCCCCCAAGAAGGACGAGGCCGCCGCCCCCGCCGCCCCCGCCGAGGCCGAGAAGCCUGCCGAGGAGGCUACGACUGACGCGGCCGCCACUACCACUGCCCCUGCCUCCUAA